AUGAGCUGGGAUGACUAUACAUCUUACUACGGGGGAUACGGUGCCUUCACGCCUGGAGUGAAGAGUACUGCGAAAUUCGCCAAUACUCCCGCAGCUCCCACCAAGUUGACGACAUCAUCGACUUACACGACAAGUGUUCAACUAACUCGUCCCACAAUAAAGGGAGGGUCCAUCUCGUCAGAGAAAUCAACAUGUACUGCUACAGCAAGCAUCCUUACGUCGAAUACUGCUGCGGCAAGGUCUCCUACGUCAAGAAUUUCCUCUGCCGAACCAGCUCACACCAACGCCCCUGCAAGAUUUGCUCAGAUGGUUGAUCAUUUGGAUCCCAUGCUGUAUGAAGUGACGGAAGAACAACUACUCAAAACUCCAUUUGGCGACAUUUGUCCGUCAGGAAACUGUGUCGACGACUGCCAGAAUAUGACUCGAGUAUUCCAGGCAAUUCCUCAAGGCCUCCACGUAGAUCCGCUACGCUACGGACGAAUGGAGGCACAAAAGGCAAACGUAACCCUGUUCAGUACUUGUAGUAAUCUUGGGUUCUCUACAAAUUUUGCUCCUGCAGAAGAGAAUGACAACUUCACAUCCUACUUUUCGACAAACGAUUCUACAGACCUUUUCAAAGUGGCCGCAAGCAUAGCAAGCUGCUUCGCUGCAACUUGCGAACAAACGCGAAAACCUACUCUUUGUGCCGACGCAUGCUCCCCGGCUGAGUUAUUGUCAUCUCCGACGACAUUCGAUUACAUGUUAGGUCUCCCGAACUGUGUAGUCAGGCUUUGCGACAAUACCUGCUCGUUACCUUAUGUGGACCCUGACGUCUUGGGCAUUGGUGUUCUUGUCUCGUACUACAUUCAAGCACUACUUCUCGUUAUCUGUGCUACGACCAUUAUGGUAUCGACUGGAUUCCAAUUGUGGAAGGUAUCACAGGCUCAACCGACUGUCAGAGGAAGUCUGAGAAGCCCGUUGGAGACAUUUGUGAGAGUUCAAGCUCUGUUUGGCAUUUCUUUGGCUAUCGCAACACUUAUCAUGCGGCCCGAUGAGAUCGACCCAUUGAACGGAUAUGCCCUAAUUUUGACAGCUAUCAUGGGUUUCCUCCCACCAGUGUUCACCCUUAUGUUGCUUCAUAGCCACGGAUUCGUUCGCAAAUAUCAAGACUGUACCACUCCUAUGGAUAUGGACAACGCUGGUGCUACUCGUGUUGAUCACCAGACACCUUGUGGCUACCACACAAAAGAGAAGCGACGCAGUGGGUCAGUUACCGCCUGCCAAACCCCAAGGUUUUCAUCGGAGCAAGCGACCUUCCGGAUUUCAUGCAUUCUUGAGUAA
Colletotrichum costaricense is the source of this 1320-nucleotide messenger RNA. RefSeq lists its product as uncharacterized. The record is from RefSeq and is a predicted model, not a curated record. The transcript is spliced from 4 exons. The coding region runs from base 1 to 1320 and encodes 439 amino acids. NCBI's taxonomy places the organism in Eukaryota, Fungi, Ascomycota, Sordariomycetes, Glomerellales, Glomerellaceae.